AAAAAAACCCAUUUGUAUAGUCCUAUAAAGGAAGUAUCAAAAAGGUCAAAAGUGUACAAUUGCCUCGAGAACGUGUCAUUGAUAUGUCACCCGAAGAUCAAAAGAAAUGGGAAAUGGAAGAAAUGCAAAAACCCAUUGAUUUGGAAAAGGCCAAUGUCAAUAUUGACCCGAGUCCCUUCCAGCUGGUCGAACGGACCUCUAUACUCAAAGUACAUUCACUAUUCUCAAUGGUGGGCAUUAAUCAUGCCUAUGUCACAAAAAUUGGGCGAUUAGUUGGUGUGGUGGGCUUGAAAGAGCUCCGCAAGGCCAUCGAGGACAUCAAUAGCAAUAGCUUUGUGAUAACAAAUCAACUAAAAGACAAUCCCUUAGAUGUGGAAAAAAGUGCAGCAGAGAAACCGUUGCUGCCACAGGACAGCAGUGAUAAGCAGGUGAAUAUGACUGUGACAUCCAUGGAUUCAGCUCUAUCGAAUUCCGACAAUUGUUCCGACAUUGAAAUGGAAAAUAUUCACAAGACGACAACGGAUGGCAAGACGACUAACACGACAACGUCGCCACUAACUAUCAGCUCUGAUAAUGCCAAUUCCACAACAACAUCACCUGGCCAUCAGAGUGACUCGAAGGCAGAGUGA
Musca vetustissima is the source of this 629-nucleotide messenger RNA. RefSeq names its product chloride channel protein 2-like. The coding region runs from base 84 to 629 and encodes 181 amino acids. The transcript has 3 exons. Lineage: Eukaryota; Metazoa; Arthropoda; Insecta; Diptera; Muscidae. The record is from RefSeq and is a predicted model, not a curated record. Gene Ontology annotation, biological process: chloride transport. Gene Ontology annotation, molecular function: voltage-gated chloride channel activity.